CAACCGAUGCCACGGUGAAGCAAUUGAACGGCGACAUAUUUUCUUGGACCGAAACUUGUAUACACCUCGACACAUUUCCCCACCCGCGCACUGUUCCGUAACUUCGAGCAUUAUAACUCGCCAGUCCGGCUUCGCCAACUAACCUCUCUCUCUCUCUUGGUUCCGCUUUCAAGGCCGAAAGUUUUGUUUCUUAGCCCGGCCAUGGCGCAACCGGUGACCCAGAUGGCCAAGAAGGUCAUCAGGACGUUUCGAGAGCUGCACGGCGUCGUGAUAUCCGCGGGCUUGAUGGACAAGACGGUCAAGGUACGGGUGGGCGGGCAAAAGUGGAAUUCAUUCCUGAAAAAGUUCUUCGACGACCCCAAAACGCACCUCGUCCACGACCCAAAUAAUUCGCUCCGCCUCGGCGACGUCGUCGCCAUCACGCCUGGCUGGCGCACGUCCAAAUCCAAACGGCACGUCGUCAAGCACAUCAUCGCGCCCGGGUCGGGUGUGCCCAUCGAGGGUCGGGCGCCCGUGCCAACGGAGGAGGAGCGGCUUGCGCAGAAGGAGGCGCAGCGCAUGGAAAAGAUCGAGCGCAGGACUGCUAAGAAGAUGAUUACGGUCGUGGAGCAGCAGUUGGGGAUAGCUGAGCAACUGCUCAAGAAGACGAGGAAGGAGUUUGCGCUGAGGGCGAGGUUGAUGGGUGUUAAUAUUGGGGGGAAUGGUGGUGGUGGUGGUGGUGAGGAAGGGAAAAAACAAGCUGGGGAUGUGGCGCCACAAUGAGAAGGGGCUUGGUUUGGUGUGGGAGUGGGUGGAUGGCGGAGGGAUGCUGGAAGCGCAGAUGGGUAGAUGUUUCGGUGCGUUGGCGUCCCUUCUGGAGAGAGAUCAAAGCCACGCAGUGUAAAGAUUCGAAUGAAGGAGGACAACAACUCCUUUGUAUCUGUACAAUUACAACAGGCCAUAUAAGCAUGCAGGGUCAAGCUUGCCGGGCGACUAGAGAAAAACAUGGAUUCAAGGUGCUUUGGGGUAAAACAAUGAAGCCGGAAAGACCAAUCCUCGUCUCUCCCCAUCUUGGGUUCAGGAGAACGGGAACGGCAAUGG
Messenger RNA from Parathielavia appendiculata, 1080 nucleotides. Its product is annotated as nucleic acid-binding protein. Bases 202 to 762 code for a protein of 186 amino acids. Gene Ontology annotation, cellular component: ribosome; mitochondrion. The transcript is spliced from 2 exons. The record is from RefSeq and is a predicted model, not a curated record. Gene Ontology annotation, molecular function: structural constituent of ribosome. Gene Ontology annotation, biological process: translation. Lineage: Eukaryota; Fungi; Ascomycota; Sordariomycetes; Sordariales; Chaetomiaceae.